Octopus sinensis (East Asian common octopus) is the source of this 1922-nucleotide messenger RNA. RefSeq names its product 2-(3-amino-3-carboxypropyl)histidine synthase subunit 1. Gene Ontology annotation, molecular function: 2-(3-amino-3-carboxypropyl)histidine synthase activity. Lineage: Eukaryota; Metazoa; Mollusca; Cephalopoda; Octopoda; Octopodidae. The record is from RefSeq and is a predicted model, not a curated record. The coding region runs from base 16 to 810 and encodes 264 amino acids. Gene Ontology annotation, biological process: protein histidyl modification to diphthamide. The transcript has 8 exons.
AUGGGAUCCGCUUGAAUGUCUUUGAUUAAUAUAGCAUCGAACAUUUACGUCGGUUGUCAUGGAACCAGCCAGGGGCAGAUCACUCUAGCACGUUUUAUCGCUACAUUGAAAAUGGCUGACGACGUGGAGUCGGAGAACAGUCCGGUGGUUAUUUCUGCCAAACAACAUACGCAAAAGGUUUUUUCCGGAGCUGGGAAGAGACGUGCAACUAACAAGAUCCCAGAGGAUAUUCUAAAUGAUCCUCAACUGCAAAGUGCUAUUGAUGAACUUCCAAGGAAUUAUAAUUUUGAAAUUCAUAAAAGUAUCUGGAGAAUCAGAAGCACAGGAGCUCAAAGAGUUGCACUCCAGUUCCCUGAAGGCCUCCUUAUUUAUGCCUGUGUUAUCUCUGAUAUUAUCAAACAGUUCACUGAUGCAGAAACCCUUAUCAUGGGAGAUGUCACCUAUGGUGCAUGCUGUGUUGAUGACUUCACUGCAAAAGCUCUCGGGGCAGAUUUUAUGAUCCACUAUGGACAUAGUUGUCUUGUGCCCAUCACUGUGACUCAAGAUAUACAUAUGCUCUACGUAUUUGUGGACAUCAAGAUUGACAAUACGCAUUUUGUUGAGACAAUCAAGUACAAUCUGCCUGCUGACUCAUGUAUUGCACUGGUUAGUACAAUACAAUUUGUAGCCGCCCUACAGGGUGUUGCUAAAGAGCUCAGGAACACAUUCAAUGUCGUCAUUCCGCAAGUGAAGCCGCUGUCGCCUGGUGAAAUACUUGGUUGUACGUCCCCUAAACUUGGUGAUGAUGUUGACACCUUAAUUUGCCGUUGAAAGGUUCAGAAAAAUAUGUCGUCCACAUGGAAAACAAAUUACCCAAAACCUACGCCAGAGACUUAUUGUUUCCAUAGCAAUAACAUCGGUCAUACUAAUAUUACCAAUUAUUAUCUAUACUGAAGGUGUUCCCUUUACCUAUGAAAACAAGAUGUACAUGAUAUGUGGUAGUGACCUUAGAAGGUCAUCUGUCUGGUCAUAUACUCUAGUAGCCUUAAUUCUUCACACUAUACUUCUCCUAGCCUUGACUGUACUUUAUUCCUUUGUUUGGAAAACUAUUACUCAGCGUCUCAUGAAAAAGCAAAGUAAAGAAGAAGCUCCCAGACAACAAGGAAUCAAUCACACCAUCAUUGUACUUUUCUCAAUCUCUGUUUUGUAUUCUGUCAGUUUUUCGCCAUUCCUCAUCUUCUUUGUCAUAUAUCCAUACUGCAAAGAUUCUAAUUUGUUGCAGAUCUUUAAAGUGGUUUUAUACCGUACUUGGAUACUAAAUUCCUCCUUAAAUCCCAUGGUGUAUGGAUUCUGCAAUAAAAUAUUCCGGAAAAGUUUUGUAAAUAUUUUUACUAGGGGUAAAAUUAUUUUUGAAAUUGAGGAGAAAUUUUAGGAUUUGGUUUACACUACACUUUCAAUACAGAGGAAUUCUUUCAAGUCGAAGAAACAUUUUCUUUACUGACUAUUUCCAAAGAAGAAUACUGUUGUUGUUUUUUGAACAAUAUUGAAAAUAACUCAGUUUCAGGUAUUUUUAUAAAAUAACCAACUUUCUCAUUAUUUUUAUGAUGUUUGGAGAAUUAUAUUUUCUUUCAUAAAAUUGGAAAAUUUUGAUUUCAACCCAUGCCAGCAUGGAAAGCGGAUGUUAAAUGAUGAUGAUGAUAACGAUGAGCCUUUUAAAAUAUGCCGUUUAUAUCCUUGAUCCAGUGCCGGUCAAAGGUAGGUUAGUAUCGGAAAGGUCUAUUUGAACACCAACAGUUUCUCUGUUACAUAUUUAUUCUAGUUUCUGUUGUUUUAUACUUUCUAUAGACCCAUAACUGUGUAUCUGAGUUCUCUUUUAAACUCCAAACUAUUUGGAUUCUACAGUUUCUGAAUUACAUAUUAAAUCUGCAUUAAAAAAAUACUGG